Cynara cardunculus var. scolymus (artichoke) is the source of this 1027-nucleotide messenger RNA. RefSeq names its product ras-related protein Rab7. The transcript is spliced from 6 exons. The record is from RefSeq and is a predicted model, not a curated record. The coding region runs from base 78 to 785 and encodes 235 amino acids. Gene Ontology annotation, cellular component: vacuolar membrane. Gene Ontology annotation, molecular function: GTPase activity; GTP binding. Lineage: Eukaryota; Viridiplantae; Streptophyta; Magnoliopsida; Asterales; Asteraceae.
CUUGGUUUUGAGUUGGUGAUUCAAACCCUAGAUUUCUUUUUUAGAAAGUGAAUCGGAGAGCUUGAAGCUCGAAAUCCAUGGCGUCCCGUCGUCGAAUGCUGCUCAAGGUCAUAAUUCUUGGCGAUAGCGGGGUUGGGAAGACAUCUCUUAUGAAUCAAUACGUGAAUCGAAAGUUUAGUAAUCAGUACAAAGCUACUAUUGGAGCUGACUUCUUAACUAAAGAAGUGCAAUUUGAGGAUAGACUUUUCACAUUGCAGAUAUGGGAUACAGCAGGACAGGAAAGAUUUCAAAGCCUUGGUGUGGCAUUUUACCGUGGUGCAGAUUGUUGUGUCCUUGUGUACGAUGUGAAUGUCAAGAAGUCAUUUGAUAACCUUGACAAUUGGAGGGAGGAGUUUUUAAUUCAGGUGACAGUCCUCAUCUGCUGGCUCAUGAGCACACAAUCUAACUCCCCGAUAUAUAUGUUGUUAACCAAACAUGUUUUCAUAAUUCAGGCCAGCCCUUCUGACCCUGAAAACUUCCCCUUUGUUGUAUUGGGGAACAAGGUAGAUGUGGAUGGAGGCAAUAGUCGAGUGGUAUCGGAGAAGAAAGCAAGAGCAUGGUGUGCUUCAAAAGGAAACAUCCCAUACUUUGAAACUUCUGCAAAGGAGGGUUUUAAUGUUGAUGCUGCUUUUGAGUGCAUUGCCAAAAAUGCUCUAAAAAAUGAGCCCGAGGAAGAAAUCUACCUUCCUGACACGAUCGAUGUGGCAAAUGGGCAACAACAAAGAUCUUCAGGGUGCGAGUGUUGAGCACAAGUUCAGUUUGCUUGACAUUCCAUGGGACUCGAGACAAAUAGACACAUCUCCUCCAUUCGAGUUGCAACCAAGCAUUUCUAGGCAUGCUGAUGGGAGUCGUAUGUACAUUUGAAUUUUACAUCAUAAGUUAGCUUUUUGUCAACAUGUUCAUUUGUUGUUUUGAUUUGUGAAGGUAGAAACAUAUACAUAACGUACAAUUCCAUUAUGGAAACAAAAGAUCGAUUACAAUUACCACC